Molecule: messenger RNA, 637 nt
Organism: Anas platyrhynchos (mallard)
Lineage: Eukaryota; Metazoa; Chordata; Aves; Anseriformes; Anatidae
Gene: C1H12orf57
Product: chromosome 1 C12orf57 homolog
Biological process (GO): post-embryonic development
Source: RefSeq, a predicted model, not a curated record
UUUGUCCAGCAGGUUUCCCGCGCGCGGGAAGCCGCCCCUGGCGGUGCAAUGACAGGGCGGGGCUGCGCAUGCGCAGCGCGAACAGGGGGGGAGGAGGACGUGGUAAGAUGGCGGCGUCCGCGCAGGGCCCGGCCGCGCCGCUGAGCGCCGAGCAGGCCAAGGUGGUGCUGGGCGAGGUGCUGAAGGCCUUCGGGGCGCCCGAGAACGCGCAGCGCAUGGAGGAGGCGCGGGACAACGCCUGCAACGACAUGGGCAAGAUGCUGCAGUUCCUGCUGCCCGUGGCCACGCAGAUCCAGCAGGACGUGAUCAAAGCCUACGGCUUCAGCAGCGACGGCGAGGGGGUCCUCAAGUUCGCCCGGCUGAUCAAGUCGUACGAGGCGCAGGACCCGGAGAUCGCCAGCAUGUCCGGCAAGCUCAAGGCCAUGUUCCUGCCGCCCAUGACCCUGCCGCCGCACGGUGCAGGCACCGGCGGGGUGGCCGCCUCGUGAAACCUGCAGCUCCGCCGGCCCCCGGGGUCUGCGGUGCUCCGAUGAAGUGGGGGUGUCUGCACCUGGCCGGGGGCUGCUGGCCCGCCAGCCCCGCGGCACGGAGAGGUUGGACGAGGGAGGUGUUGAUCCGAACGGAAUCGGCUUCGUUG